UUGCGAUGGUGGUGAACCAAUGGCAGCAUGGCGAUUUUGGGUUACGGACGGUAUCGUUACGGGAAGCAACUACUCGCAGCAUGGCGGCUGCCGACCAUAUCCAUUUCCACCGUGUGAGCAUCACAGCAACAAAACACACUAUCAGCCUUGCAAGCACGAUCUUUAUCCAACGCCAAAAUGUGACAAGAAAUGUAUUUCCGGAUAUGGAAAAUCGUAUAAGGCGGAUAAAUAUUACGGUAAGCAGUAUGUCAUUUGGGAGAUAUGCAGUCAUGUGCCGAUGAGUGUACCUGUUCGGGACAGCAUGCUGCACGUCGGAGGACCGGCUAUUCAACAAAAAAUUUAGUC
Gongylonema pulchrum is the source of this 345-nucleotide messenger RNA. Lineage: Eukaryota; Metazoa; Nematoda; Chromadorea; Rhabditida; Gongylonematidae. The record is from the annotation of a GenBank genome assembly.